AUGCUGGGGGCACAGUCUGCUUUUGCCCAUAUUCGGCGAUUCCUCUCCUCAGCUCGGCCUUUCUGUCGUGCCGUCCGAUUGCGUUCGUCUCUGUGCCGAGCGAGGCGUGACUGCGGCGCCGGCUGUCCGGCUCGUCGCGCCGUGCACUUGGCGGACGCCUGCGUCUCAGACCAUCGGCGCCGCAGAGGCGGCCGCUCCAACGACUCGCCUCAAGGCCGGCAAGGCUGGCGCACAAGCAGAUGGCAAGCGAGCAAACGCUUCGCGGGCUGGCAUCGAUCGAAGCAGACUAGUACGCCUGCAGGCCGUUCAAACAUUCACGCCUCCGGUGCCCUGGCCCUGCUCACUCGGCGCAGCUGGGACAUGAUCGAUACUUUAUGA
Molecule: messenger RNA, 378 nt
Organism: Protopolystoma xenopodis
Lineage: Eukaryota; Metazoa; Platyhelminthes; Monogenea; Polystomatidea; Polystomatidae
Source: the annotation of a GenBank genome assembly